GUGAAGAAGCAUACUGCAGUGAAUCUUGGUCGAGUGUGGACGCGUUCGUUCGGGUGUUCUCUUUCGGUCCCAGCACUUAUUCCAGAACAGAGCAGAUUUUGCACCGGAUAACCCGCUUUUCACAGCCCACCGUGAUCCGCUUUUUCCCUGGUCGCAGCAUCCCGCUGAGAGAAGCACCUACUGGACGUACCUACGAGUGAGGAUUAAUCGUUCCGCAUUAAAUCAGUGCGUCCCCCGGGUUGCGUGUGUGUGAAUGUGCUCAUCCUCGGAUCACAGCGCCGUUGAAAAUUACACCCGAAAAUCUAAUUCGGAGCAGUUCGAUCUGUGAACGCGAAGGUUCAGAUAAUUAAGAGUUAACGGCUGCCGGACAACUUUCGGGGUCCUCAGGGCAACAUCAUUAGUAACCUAGCAGCGUUGAUUGGCCAGGCGGGAGUGUGAAAAUUGUCCCCUGGAGGGGAGGACAGCAGCAAUAAGUGUGACAGCGAACCCUUGGGAAAUUAAUCAUCGCACAACAAAACCGUCGCUGGACAGUGUCAAACGGAUCGCCGGAAAAGCCCCAGAAAAACCGACGAUGGAUAGCACCGGGAAUAAGAAGAACACCGUGUCGGAGUUCAGCUACAUGUUGCAGAGACAAGGUAGCGAUGACUCAACCGAAGCGGCCGCCUUCGACGAUAUCAACUCACUGAUGAAGAACAACGAGGGCUCCAAAGAGGAAACUCUGUCGUCACUUCCGCAAGCUUCCUUUAACUACAUCAACUCCAUCGUCGGCAGCGGAGUGAUAGGAAUUCCUUAUGCGUUGCAUCGGGCCGGAUUUGGACUGGGGCUGUUCCUGUUGGUGAUUGUGGCGGUGAUUACGGACUACUCACUGAUUCUGAUGGUGCGGUGCGGCCAUCUCAGUGGAAGAUUCAGCUAUCCAGGAGUCAUGGAAGCUGCAUACGGCAAGGCCGGUUACUACCUUCUCUCACUGUUGCAGUUCAUGUAUCCAUUUCUCGCAAUGAUAUCGUACAACGUGGUCGUCGGUGACACGCUCUCCAAGGUGCUGGUGCGCCUGGUGCCCUCCUGGGGCAGCUCGAUGGGCCCGGUGCGCUUCGGCGUGGUGCUGGUCGUGACCGUGUUCGUCGUGAUACCACUCUGUCUGUACAAAAACGUCUCCCGGCUUGCGAAGGCGAGCUUCCUGAGUUUGGCGUGCGUCGUGAUUAUCCUGUUUGCCGUCGUGUACAAACUGCUGGCCGGCGAUUAUGCUGUCGUGCCAGACACACCGGAAUCGUGGCGAUUUGCCCACACUGAUCUGAUCCCGGCCGUGGGCAUCAUGGCAUUUGCGUUUAUGUGUCAUCACAACACAUUUCUGGUAUACCAAUCGAUGCGAAAUGCCACUCUGGAACGGUGGGAAAAGGUGACCCACAUUUCCGUGGGCUUCGCCUGGCUGGUGGCCGUCUGCUUCGGAAUCGCUGGAUAUUGCACCUUUCGGGCGCUUUCGCAAGGUGAUCUGCUGGAAAACUACUGCUGGGACGACGACCUGAUGAACUUCGCCCGGGUGCUGUUUUCCAUCUCGAUCCUGCUAACCUUCCCCAUCGAGUGCUUCGUGUCUCGUGAAAUCGUUCGAACACAAAUCAAACGGUUCUACUCCCAGGAGGUGGUGGAAUACGACACCGACAAGGAUCCCUCGCAUGCCACCGGUGCCGGUGAAGAGGACGAUAAAUCGGUAGCAACCACACUGGUCAUCGUGCUGGCGGCGUUUAUCAUCUCACCCUACACGGAAUGUCUGGGCCCGGUGCUGGAGCUAAACGGACUGCUGGCGGCGAUACCACUGGCCUACGUGCUUCCAGGGCUGGCAUACAUCCAGCUGAGUCCACAUUCACUGUUCAGUCAGGAAAAACUACCGGCAGCGGGGUUGGUACUGUUCGGAACUUUCGUGACCAUAUCCGGAGCGGCUCUGCUGGUGCCGAACCUCAUCGGAGACUGUCGGACGGGCAUCAUUAUGGGCUACUGUCGGGACGACGAGCUGGCAGUCAAUGGGACCAUGGCCGGGACAACGCCGUCAACUGAUUGCACUAGCGACGGAGUUUAAGGGACAGAUUGUUGAUUAGUUUUAUAUGGCAAUUGCUGGGUACAAAAAGUGCGACAAAUGUGUAAGCGGGCAAUCGGGGAUGUUCCCCGUUAAGCGAAUGAGGCAGGUUGCAUUUCGACGUAGGAUAACCUCCUUUACCAGAGAAUACGAAAUCAAAAAAACUAAAUUAAGCUUUUAUUAACAUUUUGUUGACAAUAUAUAUAUAUAACAUA
Aedes aegypti (yellow fever mosquito) is the source of this 2280-nucleotide messenger RNA. RefSeq names its product putative sodium-coupled neutral amino acid transporter 11. Lineage: Eukaryota; Metazoa; Arthropoda; Insecta; Diptera; Culicidae. The transcript is spliced from 10 exons. Gene Ontology annotation, molecular function: amino acid transmembrane transporter activity. The coding region runs from base 572 to 2068 and encodes 498 amino acids. The record is from RefSeq and is a predicted model, not a curated record. Gene Ontology annotation, biological process: amino acid transmembrane transport.